This is a messenger RNA of Morchella importuna, 555 nucleotides long. RefSeq lists its product as uncharacterized. Gene Ontology annotation, cellular component: cytoplasm. The transcript has 5 exons. Gene Ontology annotation, biological process: protein dephosphorylation. Gene Ontology annotation, molecular function: acid phosphatase activity; non-membrane spanning protein tyrosine phosphatase activity. The record is from RefSeq and is a predicted model, not a curated record. Lineage: Eukaryota; Fungi; Ascomycota; Pezizomycetes; Pezizales; Morchellaceae. Bases 1 to 555 code for a protein of 184 amino acids.
AUGUCUCCAGUUCCGACCAGACCUACAUCUCCGUACGCCGACGUCGAUAUGGCCGACAGUGCCGACCCCGAUGCUGUCUCGGUCCUAUUCGUAUGUCUCGGAAAUAUUUGCCGCUCCCCUAUGGCCGAAGGUGCUUUCCGUAGGACUGUCAACAAUGCUGGUUACGCCGCAAAAUUCCGCAAGAUCGACAGCUGUGGGACUGCGGCUUAUCAUUCUGGGGAACACGCGGACCCUCGAACUCUUCAGAUCCUCGCUAAGAACUCCAUUCGCUUGGACCAUCUUGCUCGUCAGCUACAGACGAGCGAUUUUAAGAACUUCGAUUACAUCCUUGCUAUGGAUAACUCCAAUCUUCGUGAUAUUAAUCGUGUUAAGCCUAAGGAUAGCACCGCUAAAGUGAGGCUCUUCGGGCACUAUGGCUCCCGCAAGGACGAACAGGUGGAGGACCCUUACUACGGCGGCCAGUCCGGUUUCGAGAAAAACUAUAAACAGAUUGUCGACUUCACUAAACGCUUUCUGGUUGAAGAAUUCAACGCGGAUAUUUCCACUGACUCUUAA